This is a messenger RNA of Drosophila nasuta, 2405 nucleotides long. RefSeq lists its product as uncharacterized. The transcript is spliced from 6 exons. The record is from RefSeq and is a predicted model, not a curated record. The coding region runs from base 790 to 1740 and encodes 316 amino acids. Lineage: Eukaryota; Metazoa; Arthropoda; Insecta; Diptera; Drosophilidae.
ACACCAUGCGAGUCGGACGUGUACCGCGCGUAAUCGAAAGUUCUUCUACUUGUAUAACUUUGUAGAAUGAUAUUUUAUAAACCGACGCGCGAAAUGUUUAAUUUCAAAAACGUAUAGUAACGGAUAUGAGUAAAUAAAAGGUUGGCAUAUACUAGUGUAUAUAGCCUUAUUUUUGUUAAUACAAAUCGAAAAGAAAAAGCUCGGCUUUAACACAACAAUACUUUGGUCGCCGGGCUCCAAAAUUGUGUUUGUGUUUUAAUUGUAUUUCGCCGGUGUAUUAUUGUUAUUGCCAAGUUAAAUAAUUAAAAUUGUAAAAUAUAAUGCCACGACCUCUAAAUUUACUAAAUAGCAGCUGAGAAAAAAAUGCAAGUGCAAAAAGUAUCCGUGAAAAAGUACGAACUACUCAUAUAAGAAAAAUACAUAUACACGCACACACACUCGCAUACAUGACGAUCAUUCAUUAUUGCUGCUGCUUCUUCUUCUUCUUGCGCGACGUGUUUCGCUUAAGCUCACCUGGCGUGUGUGUAUGCGUGCGUGUGUGAGCGAGUGCUGUGCUGUGCGCAAGUGUGAGUGAGACAGUGAGUGCCCAAGUGAGAAGCCGAGCUUUCAACUGUUAAAGUUAAAGUUCUUUAGCUUGCGUCGGCGUAGCGUUGGCAGCAGCAACAGGUUAGACCCGUCUACAGUCUCUCCCUCUCAAUCUCUCUCUCUCUCUCUCUCUGAUCUGGAUCUCAGUAUUUAGCAAGAGGAACACUCGCAAGUCAUCCCAAUCGUUAUGCUGUACAGUAAAACAUGGCAACGUCGUCACUUUAUGUUGCUGGGGUGACCUGUUUGGGUUUCGUGUGCUUUGCUUUGGCCUCCGUCGCCAUUGGCAUACCCAUUUGGGGUUACUACGAUAGUCCAUCAGGUGGCUAUGACUACGAUCGCGGCUAUUUUGGGCCCUUUAAAGUGUGCAAGCAAUUGACUUAUAAUCGCGAGAAAUGCGGCAACGAUGUCUCCAAGUUCCGGCUGAGCAAUGCCGUAUUCGCCAGCGGACUUUUGGCUGUGGGCAGCUCAGCGCUGCUAGGCAUCUUCUGCAUACUGUCGGUCAUCCAACACGCGAUGAUAUCGUCACGGGAGAAGGUGGUCAUGUCCUACACAUCGCUGGUCAUUGUCAAACUCAUCCUUGCCCUCCUGGGUGGUUUGCUGGCCAUUAUAGCCGCAGUGCUUUUUGCGUUGCAAAUCGAUGAACAGGAGCGCUUUGGUUUCAAGAUAUCGCGUGGCAUUUCCUUUUAUAUACAGAUAGUUGUGAUUGUUUUAUCGAUUGCGCUGUUUGUCGCCGCCGUCUAUGAUGUCAUCUUCUCCCGCAGCUCUGGAGGCGAUCCCACAAUGGCGCUGGACGCUUCAUCGCCAGCUAGUGCGACCACAUUCAACAAUCCCGGCUUCAAGGAGCCGCGUAGUCGCAACGGCGUCUCGGUUACAGAUGCCUCUGGCAAGCCAUACAGUGGCAUCCGCAAUGGAGCCGGCACAGCAGGCAGCGUGGCUUCGAUGAGCACCACUGUGACCAGUGUCUCGAAUGGUUCGACAUUGGACUCUGUGACACGCUCCCCGCUGCGUUCGAGUCUCAAGAAACCACGACCCCGGCCAGAUCCGACGCUGGGCAUUCAAAAUCCCGGCUAUUCCGGCUCGGGCAGCUCGCCGCCGAUGCGUCGCAAUGGCAGCGUGAAAAAGGUUCGCAUUCAAACGCACAGCACAGAGGUUUAGAUAGAAAAUGGCGAAAAUGUGUAGCCCUCACUUUAUGCGAUUAUCGAGUAGAGCAUCAAUACGAAAUAAGCAAAAAGAUGACAAAAACAACAAACAACAAAAAACAAUUACAAAGACUGUGUAUAGUAGCAAGCAACACAAAACGACAUUUGAAGAAAUACAAAUUGAAUGGAAAAGUAAAAAGUUUCAGGCGCAGACAAACAAGACAUCAGUAAAUUAUUUUCAUUUGUCUUCCAAAAUGAGUCGCAAUGUUAAUUUGUUUCUAAACAAGAGGUUAAUUUAAUUUUGAUUAAAUUGUUUAAUGGCAGGCAAAUUUAUCUUUUUGUAAGCAACGGUUUCCGUCCAAGGGCAGAGUCAAAGUAGUUAAUUUAAUUUCCAUUCGACAUUUCGUUUGAUAUAUGUUAUGUAUAUUUAUGUAUACAAUAUACAAUAUACCAUAUAUAUAUUAUUUAUCAUCCCUCAAGUGUCCUUACGACCCAGGCCCAGUCCCUUCACAAGCUACAAAACAAAUCAAAUCAAAUCGAACCGAAUCAAACAAAUCAAAUAGAGAAUACCUUUCCAUCUUUGUAACGAUUUAGGUGUAGACUAAGAUUUCAUUAAUUUGCAAUGUAAAAUAUAAACAAUUGUUGCUAAGUUAACCAUAUGCAAAUACAUACUACAAUUAA